Uranotaenia lowii is the source of this 549-nucleotide messenger RNA. RefSeq names its product rRNA N6-adenosine-methyltransferase METTL5 (gene Mettl5). Gene Ontology annotation, molecular function: rRNA (adenine-N6-)-methyltransferase activity; rRNA (adenine-N6,N6-)-dimethyltransferase activity. The transcript has a single exon. Gene Ontology annotation, biological process: rRNA methylation. Lineage: Eukaryota; Metazoa; Arthropoda; Insecta; Diptera; Culicidae. The record is from RefSeq and is a predicted model, not a curated record.
CAGGAUUCGCUUUUUGGUAACAGUAUAAUUCCCGUGCUUCCGAGGUUUGAAAACAACGCUACCACGUUGCCAGCUGCCUCGAAUCCAAGUGUAAAAUAACCAAUGGCCUGUUUGAAACUGAAAAAGUUUGAACAGUUCCUUCAAACAGUCGACGGUUUUGAAAAUCCCAAGGUUACGCUAGAACAGUAGUCUCAUAUCGCUAGUCACAUGCUGUAUACUAUUCAAACCAACUACGAUGAUCUUGAAGGGAAGUUCGUGCUUGAUUUAGGUUGUGGAGCUGGCAUGUUGAGUGUGGGUUCAGCAUUGCUAGGGGCAGCUCACGUGGUUGGUGUAGAAGUUGAUGCUGAUGCUAUUGAGAUAUUCAAAAGUAACAUUGAAGGAUUUGAGCUUGAAAACGUCGAUUGCAUUCAAUGGGAUGUCUUAACACUUGAAGAUCUUGAUUUCAAUCGUUUAUUUGAUACUGUGCUGAUGAAUCACCUCUUAUUCACAACUCCUAUCUCUACCUCCCCGCGGUGCCGGCUGGGGUGCAAGUAACCUAAGCGGAGAUCG